Clarias gariepinus (North African catfish) is the source of this 1804-nucleotide messenger RNA. It is a transcript of the gene dnase1l1, whose product is annotated as deoxyribonuclease I-like 1. Gene Ontology annotation, cellular component: nucleus. The record is from RefSeq and is a predicted model, not a curated record. Lineage: Eukaryota; Metazoa; Chordata; Actinopteri; Siluriformes; Clariidae. The coding region runs from base 137 to 1054 and encodes 305 amino acids. Gene Ontology annotation, biological process: DNA catabolic process. Gene Ontology annotation, molecular function: DNA nuclease activity. The transcript has 9 exons.
AAAAAAAAGGGUGGGUCCUCUUCCUCUGAACAUAACGCUCAAAAACCCGCUUCUCAAGGAAUCAAGUUUCCACACAACUCCUCAAAACUAUUGAAACUUCUUCAGCUCUCAGUCUAUCACUCUGUCUAGGUCCACUAUGAUUCUUCCCCAAUCCCUGCUCUUCUUAGUCUACCUCUCUGGACCACUGGCCUGCCAUGCAUUCAAGAUUUGUGCCUUCAAUGUUCAGAGUUUUGGAGACUCAAAAGCAAAAGAUAGCUCAAUUCUGUCCAUAGUAACACAGAUUGUUUCACGCUGUGAUGUGUGUUUGCUUCAAGAAGUCAGAGACCAUAAGAAAACAGCCAUUCCACUCCUGAUUGAUAGACUCAAUAAGAAACAGAAGUAUGAUUAUGUGUCUAGUGAACGUCUCGGGAGGACACAAAUCUACCAAGAGCAAUAUGUUUUCGUAUUCAGGACUGACUCAGUCAGGCUAGUUGACCAGUAUCAGUACCCAGACACACAGAAAGGAGAUGAGGAUGCUUUUGCCAGGGAGCCUUUUAUAGUGCGCUUCCGGGCACCUAAAACAGUGAUUGGUGAGUUUGUAUUGAUCCCAAUGCACACCUCUCCUAGUAAUGCCACUAAAGAGAUUGAUGAACUCUAUGAUGUCUUUGUGGAUAUUAGAAAAAGGUGGAAGAUAGAGGACAUAUUUUUUCUUGGUGACUUCAAUGCAGCAUGUGGAUAUGUGGCCAAGAAAAACAGGAAGAAGAUAAGACUUUACUCCGACACUUUCCUUUGGCUGAUAGACGAUAGUCAGGACACUACAGUAAGAACGACCACUGUCUGUGCAUAUGACAGGAUAGUCGUGCACGGAGAGUCCUUACGCAAAGCUAUAGUGCCAUUAUCAGCACGACCAUUUAAUUUCCCCAACGAAUACCGGAUCAGUGAGGAAGUGGCUUUACGUGUGAGUGACCACUAUCCCAUAGAGGUGGACCUAAAGACCAAGUCAGGAAGUGAGAAAGGAAGCAAAAUCUUGUUUCAAAUAUCUCUUGGUCUUCCCCUGCUACUUCAACUGAAAUGACACCAGCAUGAAAGUGUUAAUUUAUUUAGUCAGUCAGUUUAAGAGACAAUAACCAUAUGCACUGAUGACUGAAAUUUCAUUUAUGCCAAAGCUGCACAAAAAUGAACUGGGUUUCUUGGCAAUAGAUCAUGAUAAAUUUUCAUGAUCAUUUAAUCAAGGAGAUUUAAAAUAUUAAUACUUUAUCAACUUUAUUUAGCUAAACAUUCGAAUCUGUUUUGAUGGAAAUAGGACACAGUCCUAGUUCUUGUUGGAUAAAUGUACUGCUGCUAAUGAAUCAGAUCUUUUGCCACUUUUUCAUUUUUCAGGUUUUAUGUUUGUUAAUGGCACAUUUGAUGUUCUCAAUGAAUCUAUCCCCUAUCCUCACUUAUGGUCUGGGGUUAACACAAGAGAAGGGAUAGCUAAGAUCACUGCCUGGCCAAAAAUUGUAAAUGCCAACAUUUUGACUGCUUUAAGCUUUGAUUACAGCACACAAUGUAAGGCCGAUUCAUGAAAAUGUUUCAGGCCACACUCAAUUCAAAACCUGAAAAAUACCCAUGCAAUAAGAUAAUCAUUUAAUGUAAUAACUUGGUCAUUUAGUACAUUUCUGUAAUUAAACAUGGCCUAGACCUGAACAAUUGAAGCAACCCCAGAGCAUAACUCUGCCUCUAAAGACUUUUUCAGGUUUUAAUGUGUUUGAAACUUCUAAACCCAGUUCUACUUAUUGUAUUUUCCUUUGCUUGAUGCAGGUCAGAAAAACCUUUUUUGGUAAGG